GAGACGUGCACUAACCUCUGAUCAGGACGAAGACGACUCUGAAAUUGCUAUAAACCACCGCGAUACAGUACGGACCAAUAUUGCCCUUAGACCCUUCCCCGUGAGCUCAAAUAAAAUCAAGACUGCACAUCGGUGUAGCCCUCAGUCGUCUUCGGAGAGCAUGAAGUCCAAGCGAGCUUCGGACGAUAGCGAUGGAGAGCACGGGCGAAGAGCCAAGAGGCACAAAGAAGAAAAAUUAAGGCUGAUUCAGGGUGCAGAUGAAUACCUGGAUGAGGACUCAUUUGAAAUAGACAGAAUGCUUGAUCCUUCUACAGUUUGCCCGUACUGCGAUGAACCACUGCCGCGUAAUCCAACUCCACAACUGAUGAAUCUCUUGGCGGCUGCGAAACGGAAGUCAUACCCAGACCCGCGUCCUCGAAAUUCUCGCGGGCUCAAAGCUCCUCUAGGAAUUUACAUCGCAGCUUGUCAGCGACAUCACUUCGAAACGCAUUCCUUGCCUGAAGCUAUGGAGAAGGGAUGGCCACAAAGUAUCGACUUCAAGAAGGUACCGAAGAGGAUUGAGAAGAUGAGGGGCGCGCUUGAAGCUAUAAUCAGCGAUUGCCGCAUCCACAAUGACAAUGAGGAUUCUGUGGAUGAUGAUGCCAAGGGUCUUCCAGCACGAAGUGACUUUUGGAGAGAAAUCAAGAAGCAGAUCAAGAAACAAGGCAGUCGGACGGUUACUGGUGUGAAGGGCCAGUUUACCAGCUUCGAAAAGACUCAACCUGGAUACUAUGGUGAACUCGGCUUGUUGAUCAUACAUCAAACACUCUACAAUCUCUUCCCCUUGUCAUCAUUUGAACCUUCCUCGAUAGCCCCUCUCACACCUGCGGAGUUCAUUCAGCUCGUACUGAUCCCCGAAACUGCAGUAGGGCUCAUCAUGCAAGACCUUUGUCUCGACAGGGACGACGCGAUUGUGACCCUCCGUGAAAGCUCACAGUAUGGCGUUGCCAUGUUCCCCGAUACCGGUUUUGGUAAGGGCGCGGCAAUCGGUGAUGAUGAUAACGACGAUGAGGGUGUUGCGGAUCGCAUUGUUAUGGAACGUGCCAAAGCCAGAAGGUUGGAGCUUGAGGAAGAAGAGAAGCUUGAGGAGCAGAUGUGGAAAGAGGAGCAGAAGAAGCGUAAGUGCGCAGCACAGAUGGAGAGGAAAGAGAAAGCUCGCCAGCGGGCAGAGCAACUGAAGAAAUCGAAGGAGCUUGCGCGGCAUUCCUCUCGUGAAGUUAGCGAAGCGAGCGAGUCGGCAACCCGACGCAGGCCGUUGAGGAACACUGUGAAACCUGGGUCAGGAACAGCUACGGACUCUGGGACCGACGACAUGUCUGUGUAUAGUUCGACGAGCCGGCGAUCUACGCGCUCUAGGACAGGCGCUAGGAUGAUAUACCGCACCACUUCUGCCAAGUCUGAUUCUUCCAACAUGCAGAUUUCUGAUGACAACACCAUAGAGAUCAUGGACGAAAAUGAACAGCCACGAGUCAGACGGUCAACCACGCAUGCAGUUCUUAGUGCCAAUGAUAUUGGCCAACACUCUGAUGCUGCAUCGCCGUCGAAAACAAAAACUCGCACCAGGCGGUCGAAGAAUCUCAAAGGCAACGAUCAUGACACAGAUGUGGAUGUCAGCAAUACGCCUUUGAAACCUGUUCCCGAGAUUGACGAAGAAUCUACUCCGCGGCCACAUAGGUCGAAAGUUCCAACUGUACUACGCCCGCAUCCUACUUUAUCUGGAGCUACGACUGCAAUUAAACUUCCUCUCCAAGUUGCUAGAUCGAGAACAACAACAAGUGCCACGUCGGACGAGUGGCGUAACAAUCUCAUGCCUGGUGCUUCCGAAGCUGAGGAAUCGGAUGACUCGCAAGCAAUCCAAUCGUCCUUGGACAGUCAUGAUUGGCUACUCCGUUCAACAUCGUCGUCGUCAUCAUCAUCGCCGUAACGACAAUACUAUUGCACCGUCACCGACUAUCUCUUGCAAGGCUACAUAGUAUUAAUUUUCAUUGACAAGGUCGAUGCCUUGAUGUGCAUUGCAAUCAUCGAUUGGACCAGUUUCACAUAAUUACUUACUGCUAGACAUUCACGAUUACCAGUAUGUACAAAGUCUUACCUAGGUGUCUACAGAUCCAUCCAUAGUAACAUAC
Messenger RNA from Suillus discolor, 2165 nucleotides. RefSeq names its product RTC4-like domain-containing protein. The record is from RefSeq and is a predicted model, not a curated record. NCBI's taxonomy places the organism in Eukaryota, Fungi, Basidiomycota, Agaricomycetes, Boletales, Suillaceae. The transcript is spliced from 5 exons. Bases 161 to 1963 code for a protein of 600 amino acids.